Molecule: messenger RNA, 8239 nt
Organism: Nanorana parkeri
Lineage: Eukaryota; Metazoa; Chordata; Amphibia; Anura; Dicroglossidae
Gene: NAV2
Product: neuron navigator 2
Exons: 41
Coding region: 306-7685 (2459 amino acids)
Biological process (GO): nervous system development; neurogenesis
Molecular function (GO): protein binding; ATP hydrolysis activity
Source: RefSeq, a predicted model, not a curated record
ACCCAAGGCGAUGAGAUCAUGAGCAGAAGUCUUCCCUAGGGGGGCGAAUUUACAGGUGUCUCCCCGCCAGACGAUUCCCGAUGAGCGGAGACGAAGACGAGCCUGGGUUCUGCGUCGGAGGGCUCGCUGCGACGAUGGCGACUCGAGUGCGUUAGCGGGAUUCAUGUGUGUCGCCGGCUCGCUCUGCAGUGGAGGUGAUUAAAAGGCUUUUUUACCCCCCUCAAUCUAGCUUGAGCUCAUAAAGAGAUAGAGAGAGGGGGAGAGAGAGAGACGGUCGUGUCGGGGCAAAGGGUCAGCGGAAAAAGAUGCCAUCCAUCCUGGUGGCCUCCAAGAUGAAAUCGGGACUGCCCAAACCGGUGCACAGCGCCGCACCAAUCCUCCACGUUCCCGCAAGGACAAUCCCCCAGCCCUGUUACCUCAAAUUGGGAAACAAGGUAGACGUGCCCAAGCCCGCUUACCCCAACCAGAUCCCGCUGAAGCCCCAGUUCGGGUACGAGCCCACCGGGGAGGCACUGCCCAUCGAGAAGACGGAUCCUGAAGAAGACGUCUUUGACACGCAGAUUUACACAGACUGGGCCAACCACUACCUGGCCAAAUCCGGCCACAAGCGUCUGAUUAAAGACCUCCAGCAGGAUGUGACGGACGGGGUGCUGCUGGCCGACAUCAUCCAGGUCGUCGCGAAUGAGAAGAUUGAAGACAUCAAUGGCUGCCCCAAGAACAGAUCACAAAUGAUUGAGAACAUUGAUGCGUGCCUGAGCUUCCUGGCAGCCAAGGGAAUUAACAUACAAGGCCUGUCAGCCGAAGAGAUCAGAAAUGGGAAUUUGAAGGCCAUUCUGGGCCUGUUCUUCAGCCUGUCACGCUUCAAACAGCAGCAACAGCAGCAACAGAAACCCCAAAGUUAUCACCAGCCCCCUCCAGCCUCCCAGCAUUCAGGAACGCCAAGCCAGUGCCAGCAGCCAUAUCAACACUCCGGUACCCUCCAUGCCCAGAACUACUCAGCCGCUCCAGUCCAGUGCCAACAACCACAGCAACCUCCCCAGUCACAGAGUAAAGCUCAGUCGGAAAUGCAUUCCAGUUCGUCCUCCAAAGACCCGAGUGAGGUCAAGUUCCUGCGCUUCUCCCUGGGACAGAGGAAAUGCUCGCGGCUCCCCGGCCCCAGUACCAGGACAUCUGCUGCAGGCAGCGAGGCCAAAACACGGGGCCCGGCCCCUGGGAGCAGGCGCAGUCACAGCUUUAACAACUACGACAAAGCCAAGCCGGUGAAUCCCCCCGGCGCCGCCACCGAGAAAGAGCCAGCAGAGAGUGCUGUUUCCCAGCAGACGGGAAUGAAUGAAAAUGGAUUCUCAACGCUUUCCACUAACAACUCAGCCAUACCCCAGCCUAACUCUGCAAAUAAACCUUGGAGGAGCAAAUCCCUUAGUGCGAAGCACACCAACACGUCUUCCAUACUGUCCAUCAAGCAGCCCGUGCCGGACAGCCCUAAACAACCUCAAGAACCCCCCAAACCCGCUCCCAACAAUCAGAAAUCUAUGCUGGAGAAGUUAAAACUGUUCAAUAGCAAGGGGGGUUCUAAAAGCAGCCUAGAGGGCUCCCGGGAUACCAGCAGUGAAAGACUGGACCCCCUUCCGAGCUUUGAGGAGGCCGAGGUGAUGGAGACCUCUGUAAGAAACCCCAACAGCACAAGCCCAUCCUCGAACAGUCCCAAGAUAGCGCUCAAAGGCAUCGCUCAAAGGACGCUUGGCCGGGCCUUGACAAACAAGAAAAGUUCUCCAAAAGGCAGUGAGAAGGAAAAGGACAAACAGAAAGAAAAAGAAAAGAACAAAGAGGUCGCCAAGAGGGUCUCCGUGACGGAAAAGCCGGAGGUCAAAGAAGAAGCAAAAGAGGAACCUGUCCCUGCUUCCGCCGAUAUGCCAAAAAAAUCCUCAAAGAUUGCCAGCUUCAUCCCCAAAGGGGGCAAGAAGGAGGGCUCUGCUGCCCCUCACAGUGGAAUACCAAAACCAGGGAUUAAAACUGCCACCCCAGGGAAGUCCUCAAGUGCCCCAAUCUCUGCCAAGGACGGGGACAGGAGCCGGAAGACCAGUUCUGGGCUGUCUCUUCAGAAGCUUGACAAUCGGAAUUCAAGCUCUACAUCUAGUUUGGCCUCCUCUGAGGGGAAGGGGGUGUCCACAACAGGCGGAGCCCAGCCUGCUAAUGGGCCCAGUGGAAAUACACAGACGACAGGAAGUAACACAAUCAGUGUCCAGCUACCUCAACCUCAGCAGCAGUAUAAUCACCCAAACACGGCCACCGUAGCGCCUUUCAUGUACAGGUCGCAGGCAGACAGUGAAGGGAAUGUUUCGGUGGAGACCAGUACGGGUGGAUUACACAUGGAACCGACGCUGUAUAAUAAACCGGGAACGGCCUGUCUGGAGGAUCUGUCCGGGGAAGAUCCUGAAACUCGGAGAUUAAGGACUGUGAAAAACAUUGCCGACCUUCGACAGAACUUGGAGGAGACCAUGUCCAGCCUCAGGGGAACCCAGAUCACGCACAGCACGUUGGAGACAACAUUCGACAGCAACGUCACCACUGAAAUCAGCGGCCGCAGCGUGCUCGGCCUCUCCUCCCGCACGACUCCUAUGACUUGGAGAUUGGGACAGUCCAGCCCUCGUCUGCAGGCAGGCGACGCCCCCUCUAUGGGCAACGGGUACCCUCAGCGGGCCAGCGCCAGCCGCUAUAUCAGCUGCGAGCCCGGGCGCUACAUGUACUCCGUGCCUCUCAGGAGGCAGCUGGCGACCAGAGGGAACCUGGGCCAUGGCGACCACUCCGACAAAGGGGACGACCUAGACAUGGAGAGCGUCAGCGUAGAUGCCACGGGGUACAUGAGCGAUGGCGAUGUCCUCAGCAAGAACAUGAGAAGCGAUGAGAUCACUAGCGGCUACAUGACCGAUGGCGGGCUGGGCCUGUACACCCGAAGACUGAACCGACUCCCUGACGGAAUGGCGGCUGUGCGGGAAACGCUUCAACGGAAUGCGUCCACGGGACAGGGGGACGCCGACAGCUGGGAUGACAGCAGCUCGGUGAGCAGCGGCAUCAGCGAUACCAUCGACAACCUCAGCACCGAUGACAUCAACACCAGCUCGUCCAUCAGCUCCUACGCCAACACGCCGGCAUCCUCAAGGAAGAACCUGGACGUGCAGACAGACGCAGAGAAGCACCUGCACAUUGACCGCAAUUCGCUGUGGUCCGGCGAUGAUGUGAAGAGGUCGGAUGGCGGUUCGGAUAGCGGAGUGAAGAUGGAGUCUGGUGGUAAAUGGAGGAAGAAUCCCUCAGACAUCUCAGACGAGUCCGAUAAAAGCACAUCUGGGCGGAAGAACACGGUCAUCUCACAGACUGGGUCCUGGCGGAGGGGAAUGACGGCACAGGUGGGGAUAACAUCCCCUCGGACCAAAACAUCUGGGACUCUGAAGACACCUGGGACAGGGAAAACCGAUGAUGCAAAGGUAUCUGAGAAAGGUCGGCUUUCUCCAAAGUCCGCUCAGGUAAAGCGUUCCCCGUCUGACGCAGGCCGCAGCAGUGGAGAUGACACCAAGAAACCUCCGAGCAAUACCUCAAGGUCCAUCCCAAACACCAACACAUUUGGCUUUAAGAAGCAGGGAAGCACAGUCGUCGGCAUGCCCAUUAUAACCACCAGUGGCGCCACCAUCACCAGCGGCUCCGCUACGUUGGGAAAAAUGCCAAAAUCCGCCGGAUUCAUCGGCAGGUCGGCGAACCGCAAGGCCAGCGUAGACGGCUCGCAUAACCAUGAAGACAGCUACUUGCAGCUCAGUGCUAGGUCCAACCUCCAGUACCGCAGCUUACCCAGGCCCAGCAAAUCCCGGAGCGGCGCUGGGAACCGAUCGAGCACCAGCAGCAUCGACUCCAACAUCAGCAGCAAGUCAGCCGGACUGCCCGUUCCCAAAAUGCGGGAGACCAGCAAAGUGACCUUCGCAAACUCGAUUCCGGGAUUGAUAAACCAGACCGACCGCGAGAAAGGGAUCUCCUCGGACAAUGAGAGCGUGGCAUCGUGCAACUCUGUGAAACUGAACCCAGCGUCGCAAGGAGCGCCCGGGGGUGCCCGCCAGCCAGGAAACAAGUACCCCGAUGUAUCUUCACCCACAUUACGCAGGCUCUUUGGAGGGAAGCCCAAUAAGCCCGGCCCGGUCACGACUUCGGAGAACAUGAAGAACUCGGUGAUCAUUUCCAACCCCCACGCCACCAUGAGCGCCUCCUCCCACCCGGACUCGCCGUCCGGUAGCGGCGUUCCGAGCAGCGGAGGCAGCAGCCCCCUGUAUGGGAAGGGCAUGGACCUGAACCCGUCUCCCCUGGCCUCCAGCCCCGGCUCGGCCUAUUCCGCGCCCUCCAACAGCCUGACCUGGGGCACCAACGCCAGCAGCUCCUCCGCCGUCAGUAAAGACGGUUUGGGGUUUCAGUCCAUCAGCAGCCUCCACACCAGCUGCGAAUCCAUCGACGUCUCCCUCAGCAGCAAUAACUCUCCCGGGCCUCUGACCGCCUCCCCCCGCGACGACUCCAUGUCCGGAUUUGCGAGGACGAAUAGCGUGAAGACCGCCAUGUCAGAGAGCCCUCUGUCCUCCCCUGGCGCUAGUCCUAAGUUCAGCAGAAACACUCUUCCCCGGAAGCAGGACAGUGACCCCCAGCUCGAUAGAAACACAUUGCCUAAGAAGGGAUUCAGGUAUGCACCGUCCUCUCAGCUCCGAAGUCAGGAUGACACCAAGGAAUGGCUGCGUUCCCAUUCAGCCGGAGGGCUGCAAGACACGGCCAGCAGCUCCCCAUUCUCGCCCGGCUCCAGCAUUAUGUCUCCUUCUGGAACUAGAUUUAAUUUCUCCCAGCUUGCAAGUCCAACAGCCUCCUCACAGAUGAGUUUGUCUAAUUCAGCAAUGCUGCGAACUCACAGCCUGUCCAACGCCGAUGGGUCAUCUGACCACUACGGCGAGACCCGCUUCCGAAACAGCUCCAUGUCAUUGGAUGACAAGACCCGAACCAUGAGCCGCUCGGGAUCUUUCCGUUUACUGAUUCACAAUGAGACUUGGCUCUUUGUUUUUAGCUUCUCUCUCCUUCCAACAGCUCAACUGCUAAUUAUCAUCCUUUGUGACAUUGUACGUCUGUCACGUCACCCCCUGGACACACAAAACACACGCAGGAACCUGCCGGUCUGGUUCCCCCCGGCCGUCCUCGUACAGUUUCACGGCUCUUCCCUCUCUCUGGUAUCCAGCACCUCGUCUGUCUACUCCACGCCGGAGGAGAAGUGCCAAUCAGAGAUCCGCAAGCUGAGAAGAGAGCUCGAUGCCUCGCAGGAAAAGGUUUCGGCUCUGACAACCCAACUUAGUGCCAAUGCUCACCUUGUGGCCGCCUUUGAACAGAGCCUGAGCAACAUGACCAUCCGGCUGCAGAGCCUCACCAUGUCCGCAGAGCAGAAAGAUUCUGAGCUGAACGAGUUAAGAAGAACCAUCGAGCUCCUGAAGAAGCAGAACGCGGCGGCACAAGCUGCUAUUAACGGUGUCAUCAACACCCCAGAGCUCAGCUGCAAAGGUAACGGGACGUCGCAGUCAUCUGACCUGCGCAUCAGACGGCAACACUCAUCCGACAGCGUCUCCAGUGUUAACAGCGCCACGAGCCACUCCAGCGUGGGAAGCAACGUGGACAGCGACUCCAAGAAGAAGAAGAACCGGAAGAACUGGGUGAACGAGCUGAGAAGUUCCUUCAAGCAAGCCUUCGGUAAAAAGAAGUCCCCCAAAUCGGCGUCCUCUCACUCCGAUAUCGAGGAGAUGACCGACUCCUCCCUCCCGUCCUCGCCCAAGUUGCCUCACAACGGCUCGGUGUUGUCCGCGCCGCUCAUGAGGAGCUCCCACUCCAAUUCUAUCCUUUCCGAGUGCACAGAGAACGAGGCGGACAGCGUCUUACAACUGCGCAACGAGCUGCGUGACAAGGAGAUGAAACUGACCGACAUCAGGCUGGAGGCGCUGAGCUCGGCACACCAGCUGGAUAUACUGCGGGAGGCCAUGAACAGAAUGCAGACUGAGAUUGAGAAGCUGAAAGCUGAAAACGAUCGUCUGAAGUCAGAGAGUCACGGCGGGAAAUGCAGCAGAACGCCAUCGCAGAUCUCCAUCUCUUCCUCUCCGAGGCAAUCCAUGGGCUUCACACAGCCGGGGAUGACCAUGACUGAAUCCUCCAGCCUGGACAUGCUCCUGGAGGACUCUGCGGACGGCACCCUGCGCAAGGAGAGCCGCCAUGUCAAGAUUGUGGUCAGCCUCUCGGAGGAGGUGAAAUGGAGAGAGGAUUGCCGGCCUCGCAUAUUCCUUAUUGGCUGUAUUGGUGUCGGAGGCAAAACCAAAUGGGAUGUCCUGGAUGGGGUUGUACGCCGGUUAUUUAAGGAGUACAUUGUACACGUGGACCCAACCACACAGCUAGGACUCAAUUCUGAGAGUGUGACCGGUUACAGCAUCGGGGAGAUCAAACGGACCAACACUGUGGCAACCCCGGAGCUGCUGCCCUGCGGGUAUCUGGUGGGUGAGAAUGACACCAUCGCCCUCACAUUAAAAGGUCUUGCGGAGAACAGUUUGGACGCUCUGGUGUUUGAAACGCUGAUUCCUCGCCCCAUACUACAGCGAUACGUCUCACUGCUAACAGAACAUCGGAGGAUUAUCCUGUCCGGUCCCAGCGGGACGGGUAAAACCUACCUAGCUAACCGGCUUUCGGAGUACAUGGUGCUGCGCGAGGGGCGAGAACUAAGCGACGGCGUCAUUGCUACUUUUAAUGUGGAUCACAAGUCCAGCAAGGAACUGCGUCAGUAUCUCUCCAACCUGGCCGACCAAUGCAACAGCAAGAACAAUGCGGUGGACAUGCCUCUGGUCGUCAUCCUGGAUAAUCUGCACCAUGUCAGCUCUCUGGGGGAUAUCUUCAAUGGCCUUCUGAACUGCAAAUACCACAAGUGCCCGUACAUCAUCGGCACCAUGAACCAGGCGACAUCCUCCACGCCCAACCUGCAACUCCACCACAACUUCAGAUGGGUGCUCUGCGCCAACCACACAGAGCCAGUGAAGGGUUUCCUGGGGCGCUACCUCCGGCGGAAGCUGAUCGAAACAGAAAUGACCAACCGGGUACGGAAUGUGGAGCUGGUGAAGAUCAUUGAUUGGAUCCCCAAGGUGUGGCAGCAUCUCAACCGCUUCUUGGAGGCUCACAGCUCCUCAGAUGUCACCAUCGGUCCUCGCUUGUUCCUCUCCUGCCCUAUGGAUGUGGACGGCUCCAGGGUCUGGUUUACAGAUCUCUGGAACUACUCGAUCAUUCCAUACCUGCUGGAGGCCGUCAGGGAGGGGCUGCAGCUGUAUGGCAGGAGGGCGCCCUGGGAAGAUCCCGCCAAGUGGGUCAUGGACACGUACCCAUGGACCGUUGUUCCCCAGCAACACGAAUGGCCACCGUUACUGCAGCUACGACCAGAAGAUGUUGGAUUUGAUGGAUACUCUGUGCCACGGGAGGGGACCUCUAGCAAGCAGGCUCCGUCUGGAGACGGUGAAGGAGAUCCACUGAUGAACAUGUUGAUGAGGCUUCAGGAAGCCGCCAACUACUCCAGCCCGCAGAGCUACGACAGCGACUCCAACAGCAACAGUCACCACGACGACAUCCUGGACUCGUCGCUGGAGUCCGCGCUCUGACGCCACCCUGCUGCCUCAACGGACGGCGGAACAAAAGACACUUUAUAGACUUUUGGAGAGGGGUGCGGGUCGCCCUGCCGAUUACAGUUUUAUUUGACAACGUGUAAGAAAUAUGGCUGCACUACUUGUAAGCGGCGGUAACGCCAAAACACUGAAAAUGUUUCUAGUUGUAGACAGAACGGGCCUCACGGCGCCCCCCGGUGGGAGGGGAAGAGAGUUCACUGCCUAUGCUGCUGUAACCAAACACACACACAAAAAAAAAAAAUGGCGUGCUGGACACUCCGCCUUCACACGAUGACCUCACUGCAGAUAGUCGCUGACUACGCUGCUUGCCUUGCUCUUGGCGUUUAACCGGUGCUGGUGGGGGGGGGAGGGUGUUGGCUGUAGAACACUGUACAGCUAUGCAGGACAUAUUCCGUCCCUCUCCUGAACCCCGGGAGUUUAAGGGCUCGCAUCCAUGUUGCUCGAGAAACGUAGACGAUAAGCGGGUCGCGGCAGCUGGGCCAAUCGGAGAGACUUUCACACUUGCGAUGAGACUUUAGAAGCCAAAAAAA